This is a messenger RNA of Sporisorium graminicola, 1590 nucleotides long. RefSeq lists its product as uncharacterized. Gene Ontology annotation, molecular function: magnesium ion binding; pyruvate kinase activity; potassium ion binding. NCBI's taxonomy places the organism in Eukaryota, Fungi, Basidiomycota, Ustilaginomycetes, Ustilaginales, Ustilaginaceae. Gene Ontology annotation, biological process: glycolytic process. The coding region runs from base 1 to 1590 and encodes 529 amino acids. The record is from RefSeq and is a predicted model, not a curated record. The transcript has a single exon. Gene Ontology annotation, cellular component: cytoplasm.
AUGAUCUACGCUCCUAUCGCCAAGACUCAGCUCGAGUGGUACGCCUCGCUCAACCCGCUCGAACACGGCGUCGACAACAAGUUCUUCCGUAAGACCUCGAUCAUCGCUACUAUCGGCCCCAAGACCAACAAUGUCGAGACCCUCGGCGCUCUCCGCCAGGCUGGUAUGAACAUUGUCCGUCUCAAUGCUUCGCAUGGCUCGCACGAGUACUUCAAGUCGGUCGUCGACAACGCCCGCGCCGUCGUCGCUCAGACCCCUGGCCGUCCCCUGGCCAUCGCCCUUGACACCAAGGGCCCCGAGAUGCGAACCGGUGUCAUGGUCAACGGCGAGGACGUCAAGAUCGCCAUGGGCCACGAGUUUUACGUUACCACCGACGACGCCUACGCUGAGAAGUGCAGCCUCGAGUACCUGUACAUUGACUACAAGAACCUCGCCCAGAAGGUCGAGGUGGGCCGAACCAUCUUCAUUGACGACGGUAUCCUCUCGCUCCAGGUGGUUGCCAUCGAGAGCGACAAGCUCGUCAAGGUGCGCGCAGUCAACAAUGGCGUGCUUUCGUCCAAGAAGGGUGUCAACCUGCCCAUGACCGAGGUCGACCUCCCCGCCAUCUCGGAAAAGGACCGAAAGGACAUUGAAUUUGCCGUCGAGCAGGACCUCGACAUGAUCUUUGCCUCGUUCAUCCGACGUGGUAGCGACGUGCGCACCAUCCGCGAGAUUCUUGGCGAGAAGGGCGCCCACAUCAAGAUCAUCUCCAAGGUCGAGAACCACCAGGGUGUUCAGAACUUUGACGAGAUCCUCAAGGAGUCGGACGGUAUCAUGGUCGCCCGUGGUGACCUGGGUAUCGAGAUCCCUGCUCCCCAGGUGUUCAUGGCCCAGAAGAUGAUGAUCUCCAAGUGCAACAUUGCCGGUAAGCCCGUCAUCUGCGCUACCCAGAUGCUUGAGUCGAUGAUUGUCAACAACCGACCCACGCGUGCCGAGGUUUCCGACGUUGCCAACGCUGUCCUUGACGGCGCCGACUGCGUCAUGCUUUCCGGAGAGACCGCCAAGGGUGCCUACCCCAUCGAGGCUGUCAAGAUGAUGGCCGAGACCGCCUACCUUGCCGAGCAGAGCGUUUCGUACGUGCCCCUCUUCAACGAGAUGCGCACGCUCACCACCAUCCCCACGGACACCAACGAGACCAUUGCCAUGGCUGCCGUCGCCGCUUCGCUCGAGCAGCACGCCGGUGCGAUUCUGCUUAUGUCGACCAGCGGCAACACGGCACGACUGGUCAGCAAGUACCGCCCUAGCUGCCCUAUCCUUACCAUCACGCGCAACCCGCACACCGCCCGUGACGUGCACUUGUACCGCGGCUGCUACCCCUUCCUCUACCCCCACCCUCGCCCCGAGGACAACUCCAAGUGGCAGGAGGACGUCGACAACCGCAUCAAGUAUGGUCUUGCUGAGGCGCUCGCUCUGGGAAUCAUCGAGAAGGGCGAUGUGGUCAUCACCCUGCAGGGCUGGAGGGCACAGAGCGGUAGCACCAACACCAUCCGCAUCCUCAGCGUGCCGGAGAGCGCUCGUGACUUCAAGCUCGAGGGCACCCAGAUCAACUAG